AUGGCUCCUCACGUCACCACCAUCGAUUCAUCAGCUUUGAAAGAUUGCAAGCCGUAUUACUCACCUGUUGCAACUGUACAAGGUCCAGUGAAGUUUAUUUAUACUGCUGGCCAAGUUGGGAGAGAUAAAGAUGGAGUUGUACCAGAAAGUUACGAGCAAGAAGUCGAGCUAGCCUUCCAAAAUCUCGGUGAUGCUCUCCUCGUAGCAGGCGCGACGGCCGCCGAUAUUGUGAAAGUCACCUACUACAUCGUCAACUAUUCCCCUGAGAAUCGGUAUCACGCGCAAGUCCUUCUCAAAUUCAUGAACGGACACCGACCUCCGUCAACCCUUGUCCCAGUUCCCGCCCUAGCUGUACCAGAGUACCACUUCGAGAUUGAAGCAGUCGCGGCAGUCCGAGAUCUAGCGGCAAUCUCACCCAUCGUGCAACCAGCUGCAAUGGGUUCCCUGAGUGUAGAUGUCGUAGUAGUUGGUGGGGGAUUGAGUGGCUUACAAACAGCGUAUGAUAUUCAGAAAGUGGGGUACUCUUGCGUUGUGUUAGAAGCUCGUGAUCGGGUUGGUGGUAAAACAUGGAGUCGACCAACGAAAGGUGGAAGCACAGUAGACGUGGGAGCAGCUUGGAUCAACAAUUCUAAUCAGUCGAAGAUGUUCGCUCUGACAAAGAAGUUCAACCUGGAGCUGAUCGAGCAAAAUACCAACGGCAACUGCGCAGCACAUGUACCAGAAAAAGGAUCAAUUCUCUUCCAAUAUGGAGAAGUUCCAGCAUGGGGAGAGAAAGAUGUUGCCGACAUUGUGAGAAUUAGAGACGGCUUUGAAGAGCUCUGUCACACUAUUGACAUUCAGAAUCCAUGGGCAGCAGGCAAUGAUGAUGUGACUCUCGAGGAGUUUGUGAAACAGCAAGGGGCUGGCGUGAAGGCCCUGGCAACAGUCGGAAUCUGGUCGAGAGCAAUGCUUGGAUGCGAACCUUCGGAGCUCAGCGCUUUGUACUUCCUUGAUUAUUGUAAGAGUGGCGGAGGUUUGCUUCAAAUGAGAUCUGAUCAGAAGAACGGCGGGCAACAUCUGAGGUUGCGAACAGGAACACAAUCCUUCUCCAAGAAAAUUGCAGAAACGAUGGUUCCCGGGUCAGUAAUUCUCGAGGCACCAGUCAGCCGCAUUUUCCAAAGCCGCUCCGGAGUAGCGAUAGUAACCACAGAAGAUGGUACUCGAUAUCACGCCAAGAAGGUGGUUGUCUCCAUCCCAACACCAACUUAUAAACAGAUCACGUUCCAACCCCCACUUCCACUAGACAAGCUUAAGUACAGCUCAAACAGCAAACUAGGCUAUUAUGCGAAGAUGAUUCUGAUCUGGGAUAAGCCUUGGUGGAAGAAGGACGGGUACUGUGGAAUGACCCAAUCCUUCAUCGGCCCUGCAUCUGUCACUCGAGACACCAGUGAUGACCAGGAAGGCCAAUUCUCACUGACUUGUUUCCUGGUUGGACAGCCAGGACGAGAGUGGUCGAAACUGAGUGCUGAAGGUCGAAAAGAAGCGAUCCUGUCGCAACUUGUAGCGUUGUUCGGCUCUGGAAAUGAGACAGAUAUCAGGGCCCCAACAGAAAUAUUCGAGCAAGAAUGGGUCAAAGAUCCAUGGAGCCAAGGCUGUCCAUGUCCUGUAACACCGCCGAACAUCAUGUCCGACGUUGGGAAGGCUUUGAGGGAACCUUUUGAUGCCAUUCAUUUUGUUGGGACUGAGACAUCUUUUGAAUGGAAAGGAUACAUGGAAGGUGCAAUUCGUUCAGGGGAAAGAGGGGCUGCAGAAGUAAUCCAGGCUCUUUCAAGCAAGGGUGCCAAUUUAAUGGCAAAGCUAUGA
Messenger RNA from Lachnellula hyalina, 1842 nucleotides. It is a transcript of the gene MAOA, whose product is annotated as Amine oxidase [flavin-containing]. Gene Ontology annotation, molecular function: oxidoreductase activity. The record is from RefSeq and is a predicted model, not a curated record. Lineage: Eukaryota; Fungi; Ascomycota; Leotiomycetes; Helotiales; Lachnaceae. The transcript has 3 exons. The coding region runs from base 1 to 1842 and encodes 613 amino acids.